Molecule: messenger RNA, 1773 nt
Organism: Penicillium cataractarum
Lineage: Eukaryota; Fungi; Ascomycota; Eurotiomycetes; Eurotiales; Aspergillaceae
Exons: 1
Coding region: 1-1773 (590 amino acids)
Source: RefSeq, a predicted model, not a curated record
AUGGCUUUCCGUGUGCCAGCCCAGGCACCACGCCGACGAACCUCAUACUCUACUUCCCAACGGCCUCCCCCUCUCGAUCUCCCUCCUCCCACGUCUGAACAGCAAGAAGAUGACACGACGCAAUGGGUGCUCUUCUCCCCGACCGCCCGUACGCACACGACCUCGACGGAGCACACCCGCACCGUCGGAGCAUCACGUCUGAGUGAUUUUGGCUCGUUCGGUACUGCGACUCGAUCUGCUGCUGGACAGGAGGGCGAGGGGGAGGUUGAGGACGAGGAUGACGACGCGCUGGACGAUCAGCUUGACGAGGACGGCACGGAGCUGGACAGCUUGGACGAUGGGCUGCAUGCUUUUCGUGCUCCAUCCUUGGCCCCAGCUUCCCUUUCACGGGUUGAUCAGGGGCCACCGGCCAUGCUCCCGGCCCAUGAUGGGCUGGGAAGUUUCCAAGCAUCCAGCCAGUUGGCCCAGGACCAGCUGUGGAAGCACGAGCAGUAUAAUCCGCAACGGCGGGAGCAGGCUCUCCCUCGUCAUCGUCGGCGCUCCAGUGUCCAGCGACACCUGGAUACGGUGAACGAACAGGAGGCCCAUGUCGAGCGGGACCGUUGGCAGAGGAUCGAGCAAUGGCGGAUGGACCAGAGUCGGGCUCUCUUGCAGGAGAUUGAGCGGGAGACACGUCGACAUCGGUCUGGUCGUGCGAGCGUGUCGACCAUCCCACGCUCCGUUGACUAUGCCUCUCCGCCUGCGAUCCCAGAGACCCCCGCUGAGAUCGCUGCUCCUGCAGAGCCAGAGGAGAUGGACGAGUCGGUCUGGCGUCGCAUCACACGCAAGGUCAUUCAAGAUCUGAUCGGUAUCGACGACUCUCUCCUCUCCGUCAUUCUCGGCGAGUCUCUCCCACUAGACGCGCAAACUGCCAAUGACUUGCCAGAGCUGGAUAUGGAAACCGUGCUGGCACGUGAACCCGAACCCAAUAGUGUCGAUGCGCCUCUCUGGCAGACGCAGGUUCUCCAGCGAAUCGCCCACGAGCUGGGUAUUCUGGUGCACCAGCUCUGCGAGCAUCCCGGUGCUUUUACCUCAUACUACCAAAUGACGAAAGAGAUCUCGAGUGAAUAUGCAGGCAUGUCACUCAACCGUCUGGCUGACAGUACCACCACCUCCGUACGACCCUCCGAGCCCACAACCCAACCCUCAGCGGAAACUACACCCUCCGAAUCCAUGCCCUCGCCACACUUCACCCCAACUCUCCGCGAUCCGAACCGCGAACACGAAGCGCAAUGGGGCAUCGAAGACGAUGAUCCCGCGGGGGAACCCGUCUCGGAAUCUACCCGUCUCCAACAGGAGCAAGAAUACUGGGAACGCGGACUAGACGUUAUGAUGGUCUUCCGCUACCUACGCACCCGCUUCAGUCGCCGUGGAUACAUGUCCGGCGAGAAGUACACCGCAACCCCGACUCCGCGCCACACACAAGAUGCAUCUCGCCGCGCUGCGAUCAUCCGCCAACAUCACCCACUAGUUGCUCGUGCCCACUCCCGCUCGCAAACCCAAACCCGCCGCCCGUCCCAGCUCUCUGGUCCAGCGGGUGUCUCAUCGCCGCUAGUUCGGCCGCACUUGCGUCGGCCUAGUUCUAGCUGUGCUAGCCAGAGUAAACUCUCGGCUAUCUCGAGUCGAAGGACGCUGACGGGCUCGAGCAGGAAUUAUUGGGAUAUCGGCGGGUCUGUGGAGAGUAGUAGUGCGAUUGGUGUGGGAGCUGGGCUCGGCACGUGGGGUGAAGCUUGA